This is a messenger RNA of Rhopilema esculentum, 1190 nucleotides long. RefSeq lists its product as uncharacterized. Gene Ontology annotation, molecular function: protein disulfide isomerase activity. Gene Ontology annotation, biological process: protein folding. Gene Ontology annotation, cellular component: endoplasmic reticulum. The record is from RefSeq and is a predicted model, not a curated record. NCBI's taxonomy places the organism in Eukaryota, Metazoa, Cnidaria, Scyphozoa, Rhizostomeae, Rhizostomatidae.
GCGAGUAAAGGUCAAGCCCAGAUUUUUGUUGCUUUUUUAGCAGAGGUCGCAAAAAAGGCCUAAACUCCGUAGACAAUUUCAUAUUUGCGAAUUUAAACGAGCUAGGACUGCAAGCCAUGUUAAUUGUGGUAUUUUUGGCAGCUAUUUCUGCCCUUGAGGCAGCGUAUAUAACCGAACUGACUGAUGACAAUUUUUAUGAGUACGUGAAAGACAAGAAUGUAGUCUUGGUCGACUUUUAUGCUCCCUGGUGCAGCGACUGCAAAAAUUUGGACCCUGAGAUAAACAAAGCAGCAGAUACCCUGGAAACAAGAAGCGGUGACAUCGCGAAGGUGGACUGUUUUGGAGCUGGCAAAGGACUGUGUGAAAUGUACAGGGUGAAAUCUUGGCCCCAGGUCAAACUUUUCAGGAAAGGCAAUUACAUCGGUGAAUACACAGGGGCACAAACUGGAGACGCAAUAGCAUUGUACGUCGAGAGUCUCGCAAGUCAGUCCUAUGAAAACCAAGUUGUUCCAGCAAACGUAGCGGCCGCUGGACAACAAAUGCCCUACCAAGCACAGCCAGUGGUACCCGGACCAGGUCCCAUGGCUGCAGUCCCUGCCUCGCAGCCACAAAUGCAACAACCUCAAAAAGUUUCCACACCCGAAAACUCGGGACUCAAAGUCGAAGCACAUGCAAAAGCGACGAUCCAUAAGAAUAAGGGAUCGAAGAAAAGUUUGAGCGAUCAGCUAUCAAAAAAUAAACUCAAGAAGAUCGCAAAAGUAGCCAACCGAAUUGCCAAGAAAAUCACGAAAACUGCAAAGAAUCUGAAGAAAGCGAAAGGCAAGGGCUCAGCCAAACAAUAAGGGUAAAGGUAAAGCGAUAGUUUGGUUGCUUUACAAUUGAACAUGACCACACUGCAAGAUAAUCGGACGCUAGUCUGAUAAGGUAAAGGUACAGCAAAUGCGAUAACGAGGCUUAUCCAACUGGACAGGAGCAGGAAAGCUGGCGAAUGCCGUUUCUCGGGCAUUUCCAUAGAGUACUUUCGGUUUUUUAAUAAAUGAAUUCAAUAUGAAUAAAUAAGGCUAAUGGUUUAUGGUUUUGUUCCAUUCUUUGGUAAUUUGGUUCUAAGAUAAAUUGUAAAUACAAGUAAAGAAUAAUGAAGAAUAAUUCAGUUGUCCGUUCAAGCAUUUAUAGAACAGACUUUAUUUCUA